Molecule: messenger RNA, 1953 nt
Organism: Auanema sp. JU1783
Lineage: Eukaryota; Metazoa; Nematoda; Chromadorea; Rhabditida; Rhabditidae
Source: the annotation of a GenBank genome assembly
AUGCGGUUCGAGGAUAUUACAAUUCCUAAUGUGGAUAAAGUCCAGUUGGUUGAUCUCUUAAGCAAUGAAACGACUACUACUGGGUCACUUCAUAUAACUCCUUCCCAUAUUAUUUUCCGUUCCGAUGAUGGCUCACGCGAGAUUUGGAUAUCCACUGGAUUGAUUGGUGUAAUAGAGAGAGGUUCUAUUUCUGCAAAUGGUUGUGCAUUAACAAUCCGUUGCAAACACUUCAGAGUUAUAAGUCUACUUGUCCCAAGAGAUAAAACAUGCCAAGACCUUUACGAAACUCUGAGGAAAAUAGGAGAAGUUGUUAAUGUCAAAGACUUGCCUGCUUUCGACAUCAGAAAUCCUCAGACGAACAGUGGAGGAUGGAAUCGACUGGAGUUCAGUAUUGAGUUCUCCAGACAAGGAGUCUCAUCUGAAUGGCAGGAGACUGAUAUAAACCAAAACUAUGCUAUUUGUGAUACAUACCCUAAUAGAUUAUGGGUUCCUACUAAUGCUACGAAGAACAUCUUGGAAGGUUCAAGCAAAUUCCGAUCCCGCGGAAGAUUGCCUGUUCUCACAUUCUUUUAUAAGCCCUCCUCAGCAGCUUUAUGCAGAUGUGCUCAACCAUUGGCAGGCUUUUCCGCUCGUUGUGUGGAAGAUGAAAAGUUAAUGGAACUUAUUGGGCAAGCCAAUUCAACCAAUAACAAUAUCUGUUUGGUGGAUACUCGACCACUGAUGAAUUCGUUUGUGAAUAAAGUUCAAGGAAAAGGAUACGAGGAUGUUCGUAAUUAUAACAACAUGCAGUUUAAGUCAUUUGAUAUUGAGAACAUACAUGUAAUGAGAAAUAGUCAACAGAAGCUUCUUGACGCUUGCUCAUCGGGAAGAACCAUAACAGAGUAUUUGAAAGGAAUCGAGUCAUCUGGAUGGCUUAAACAUCUUAAAGCCAUAGUUGAAUGUUCUCUCUUCAUUGCUCAAUCAUUACAUAAAGGAAUUUCUUGUGUUGUUCAUUGUUCUGACGGUUGGGACCGAACUGCUCAAACUGUUGCAAUUGCUCAAAUUCUACUUGAUCCUUUCUUCCGUACGAUUCAUGGUUUACAGGUUUUAAUAGAAAAAGAUUGGCUAGCUUUCGGACAUAAGUUUGAUGAUCGUUGUGGUCAUGUAGGAGCUUUGAAUGACGAAGCUCCCAAAGAAAUUUCACCGGUAUUCACUCAGUUUUUGGAUUGUGUCUAUCAAGUGAUGACCCAACAACCCCGAGCUUUUCAAUAUAACGAAAGAUACUUGAUUGUGAUUCACGAACAUGUCUAUUCCUGUCAAUAUGGAACGUUCUUGGGGAAUUGUGAGAGUGACCGAAAGGACCUCUCGCUAUCUAAGAGAACGAACUCUCUAUGGACCGAGCUGGAUACUCGUCAGGAUGAUUUCUUGAAUCCCUUUUAUGAACCUUUCGCUUUUAAUGAAAUAUUGGAUCUCGACACAAGAUCCUCCAAUUUCUCUGUCUGGAGUUCUCUCUAUAAUCGUUUCGAUUUGGCUGCACACCCACGGGAGAAUAUGUAUGAUAGUCUGAUGAAUUCUAUGGAACAUGUCGGUGUCUUAGAAAGCCAUAUUGCCGCCAUGCGGAUGAAGAUUGCUGAGCUCCGAGGAUUGAGUGCUUCAAUGAUUGAUAGUGGUUUAAGCAGCACAGAGGGAGUGGACGACAAAUUAGUACUUGAAAGUCCAUCCUCAAAAGAAAGUGUGGCAGAAUCGGAACUCGAAUUAGUUGAUGAUCAUUUGGGACGAAGAGUAAUUCGUUGGCAGCGUUUGAAUGAAGUCUACAACUGCAGUUCUAAGCGCUGUAUGGCCGAGUUCUCAUCCAAUGUUGAAAGAAAAAUCCAUUGUCAUAAUUGCGGAAAAAUUUUCUGUCGCAGAUGUGUUGAUAUGACGUCGGACGAGAGUGAAAGAAUAUGUUUGGAUUGUGCAAAACGCAAUCAAUAG